GUAUAUCGCCUCACCUCGUCAAAUCAUCUACCCGUAGCAGAAUCUAGAAUCGCAUUUAGACAGAAAACCGCAGUAGCCACCCUGCAAGCCUGUUACUAUUUAUUCUUAUUACCUACCUAAGGUAGCUGACGAAAGACUUCCUGCAGUAACACCAACUAACUUAUUUCUCUCACGAAGCAACCUAAAUUAAAUACUUGCAUCUCUACAGAACAUCCAUACAUUUAGUUACUCUCCUUCUCCUUCGCAACAUCAAAACCCCUCCUCACCUAUCAUAAGGACCCCGCUUCCUCGUGCAAGUAGAUCGAUCAACCGAUCAACCGCUGAACACUUCACACCUCCAUAUUAAUAAUAUAGACAAAUCAACUUCAGCUUCUGCACGCAUGGCUGAUUUCACUGCUCCUUCCGGCCCGCCGCCUCCCAAGGUCCCUGAUGGUUGGGUCGCCCGCUGGAACGAUCAAUACCACGAAUGGUUCUACGUUAACACCUACACCAAGAAAUCACAAUGGGACAGACCUACCGAGCCAGCCGUAGACCCUAACCGCCACGAUGACGGCGCGCCCCCCGGUCCUCCUCCGGGCUACACGCCAGGCUCCGGACCCUCGCCUACCGACUCCAAGAAUAACCCCUUCGUGAACGAGUCAACGAAGCCUGGGUACGGAUCUAGCUCACAUGCGAACGAGGACGCAGACGCUCGGUUGGCCCGCCAGCUACAGGAGGAAGAGAACGCGCGCACUAGAGGUGCCGCCCAGUCCUACGCUAGCACACCCACACCGCCCCAGGGCUAUUCGCCAUAUCCCGAUCAGCUGCCUCCGCGCUCAUCCGGCGGCAGCAACCCUGCCGACAAAGCAAAGGGCCUGUUAGGCAAGUUCUUCGGCGGCGGCAAGAACAAGCCGCACGCCGGGUACCCAGGCCAGCAGCAAUACGGCGGACAGUCGCAAUACAGCCCGCAGCCCCAACAACCCUACGGCGGAUACGGUUCUCCCCCUCCCCCUCAGCAAGGGUACUACAACGGUCCUCCACCUCCACAGCAAUACGGCGGCUACGGCCCGCCUCCAGGCCAGUACGGCGGAUACCCUCCCCAAGGCGGUUAUCCUCCGCAGGGCGGGUACUACGGGCAGCAGCAACCGCCUCAGAAGAGCGGAGGCGGCAUGGGCAUGGCGGGAGGCGCGGCGCUGGGUGUAGGUGCGGGAUUGUUGGGCGGUGUGCUGAUUGCGGAUGCGAUCAAUGAUGAGCAGCAGGAAUCGUAUGCGGAGGGCUAUCAGGACGGCAAUGAUGGCGGCGAUUACGGCGGUGGCGACUUUGGUGGAGACUUCUAGACGCUGCGUUGCGUUGCGUUGCGUUGCGGUAUGUUUUAAAGCAAAUAAGCAUACAUCGAAUGUUUUCUUCGCGUUUGUUUUUUAUCAUCAGCUCGGGUGAGGGACGAUGAUAGGAAGGCUAUGCGGCUCGGAUAAGACAGACAGACAGACAAGACUCAUACUAGGCAUUAGGAGGCGUUGAUUAUGAAUGACAGCAAGAAUAAUAGUAAGGACAAUAUCGAGAAAGGAAGGGAUAGGGAGAGAACUUGAAGUCGAGAUCGACUCGAUGCUUGGGUCUGGUACAUACAUAUCAUAGGUCUUGCGGCAAUAGCGCAUAAAGAACGCUCGUUCUGGGUGCUUAGGUGUAGCAAUGCGAUGGCAAUUUAAUCCCUACAACUGAACGAAUACAACUUCAAGCAUCUCA
This is a messenger RNA of Daldinia loculata, 1719 nucleotides long. RefSeq lists its product as uncharacterized. Bases 381 to 1316 code for a protein of 311 amino acids. The transcript is spliced from 2 exons. NCBI's taxonomy places the organism in Eukaryota, Fungi, Ascomycota, Sordariomycetes, Xylariales, Hypoxylaceae. Gene Ontology annotation, molecular function: protein binding. The record is from RefSeq and is a predicted model, not a curated record.